Molecule: messenger RNA, 1476 nt
Organism: Adineta ricciae
Lineage: Eukaryota; Metazoa; Rotifera; Eurotatoria; Adinetida; Adinetidae
Source: the annotation of a GenBank genome assembly
AUGUUCUCGCCCGACGAAGAUUUCGUCCAAGCGGGUGAUACGCCAGGUCCUUUCUAUCUAAUCAUGAUGUUCAUUCUGACUCCACUUGUCGUCAGUCGACGUGUUAAACGAAGUGCAGCUUUUGUCAAACAAAAACUCGGCACUGGUGUUAAACGAACCAUGUCGAAAUCCAUACGUAGUAUAUCAUCGACGGCACGACGUGUGGCACGAAUGAGAAACUUCGUUAAAAGACCUCGAAAUCUUAUUCGAAAACCCAAAACACCUUCGAAAAUUUCGAUUUAUAAAAUGUUACCAUUGAAAUUAAUCUCGCGCAUCAUGGGCUGGGUGGCUCGGCUUUAUCUACCUGUCUGGUUACGACCAUUUAUCUUUCGUUUUUAUAUUACAGUUUUUCAUUGCCAUGCUCAUGAAAUGUACAACGAAGAUCUUAAAUCUUAUCGAACAAUAUCUGAAUUUUUUCGUCGCAAAAUUAAAAUGGAGCUACGUCCGAUCGACAAAGAAUCUCCAAUCGUCUCGCCUUGUGAUGGCCGUGUUUUAACAUGUGGCAAAGUGUCUCGUGGUUUGAUUGAACAAGUCAAAGGCAUCACUUACACAGCAUCUUCAUUUCUUGGUGUACCAUUAACGGCUGGUCUCUUAAAGUUACAACAACAGCAAAAUCGAAUGAAACAGAAUGCUUCGGGUGAUCAUGAUGAUGCACAUUCAUACGCUGAAAGUUUACUCAAAUAUCGUGGUCAUGCACUCUACUAUGCUGUCAUCUACCUUGCUCCGGGAGAUUAUCAUCGAUUUCAUUCCCCAACCGAAUGGCAAAUAAGUUGGCGUCGGCAUUAUAUUGGACAUCUAUUCUCUGUGAAUCCCAAGGUUGCCAGUUGGCUUCAAAAUCUCUUUUGUUUAAACGAACGAGCAGCUUAUUAUGGAUCAUGGAAAUAUGGAUUUUUCUCCAUGACGCCCGUCGGAGCCACUAUUGUUGGAAGUAUCAAUGUUCAUUUUGAUCCUGAAUUGAAGACGAACAAUCGCCUUCGACCCAGAUUAGAAAAAACAUUUCAAACAACUCGAAAUACGAAUGGAAUCUUGCUCAAACGUGGCGAUAAUUUUGGUGAUUUCAAUUUUGGUUCGACUAUUGUUCUUGUCUUCGAAGCACCUGAUAAUCUCGCAUUUAAUGUUAAAUCUGGUGAUGCGAUUCGACUCGGUCAAUCUCUAUGCUAUUUCGAUACACAAAAGAACAUCGAUAUUAAACCUAGGAAACAAGACAAUGAAUCAACCAGUCUCGAUAGUGAUGAUAGUGAAAGUUCACACGAAGAUAAUGACGAUGAUGCUACUGUUAAUAUCAAUCAAGAUAUGGAAAAUGAUGAUCAAAGCUUACUUAUCGACACUGUCGCUCUGGAUGCAGCUAUUGCGGACGCCGAUGCUAUUGCUGAUCAAGAAGUUAUAUCGAAUAAUAAUAGCAAUGAACAAAUGUCAUCUUCUUCUUCCUUCUCCUAA